CCCCGGCCCCGGCUUCCGCCGCUGCCGUGGCUGCUGCUGGCGCUGGCGACCCGCGGGGGCUGGGGCGCGCCCGCACCCCGCGCGGAGGACCUCAGCCUGGGAGUGGAGUGGCUGAGCAGAUUCGGCUACCUGCCCCCAGCAGACUCCACAACUGGGCAGCUGCAGACACAGGAGGAACUGUCCAAGGCCAUUGCUGCCAUGCAGCGGUUUGGAGGUCUGGAGGCCACCGGCAUCCUGGAUGUGGCUACCCUGGCGCUGAUGAAGACCCCUCGGUGUUCCCUCCCUGACCUCCCGGCUGCGGCCCCAGCUCGAAGGAGGCGCCAGGCUCCAGCUCCCACCACGUGGCACAAGAGGAGCUUGUCCUGGAGGGUCCGCACAUUCCCUCGGGACUCACCCCUGGGCCCGGACACGGUGCGGGCACUCAUGCACUACGCCCUCAAAGUCUGGAGUGACAUCACGCCCCUCAACUUCCAUGAGGUGGCAGGCAGUGCGGCGGAUAUCCAGAUCGACUUCUCCAAGGCUGACCACAACGACGCCUACCCUUUCGAUGGCCCAGGCGGCACGGUGGCCCAUGCCUUCUUCCCUGGCGACCACCACACUGCGGGGGAUGCCCACUUCGAUGAUGAUGAGUCCUGGGCCUUCCGCUCGUCAGAUGCCCAUGACAUGGACCUGUUCGCAGUGGCCGUGCACGAGUUCGGCCAUGCCAUUGGGCUGAGCCACGUGGCAGCCACAAGCUCUAUCAUGCAGCCCUACUACCAGGGCCCAGUGGGCGAUCCACUGCACUACAGGCUCCCCUAUGAGGACAGGGUGCGCAUCUGGCAGCUGUACGGUGUGCGGGAGUCUGUGUCCCCCACGGCGCAGCCGGACACCCCAGAGCCCAAGGAGCCCCCGCUCCUGCCAGAGCCCCCCAACAACCGUUCUAGCACCCUGCCCAGGAAGGAUGUGCCUCACCGAUGCAGUACCGACUUCGACGCGGUGGCCCAGAUCCGCGGCGAGGCCUUUUUUUUCAAAGGAAAGUACUUCUGGCGGCUGACCCGGGAUGGGCACCUGGUGUCACUGCAGCCGGCACAGAUGCACCGCUUCUGGCGGGGCCUGCCGCUGCAGCUGGACAGCGUGGACGCUGUGUACGAGCGCACCAGUGACCACAAGAUCGUCUUCUUCAAAGGAGACAGAUACUGGGUAUUUAAGGACAAUAACGUAGAGGAAGGAUACCCGCGGCCCGUUUCAGACUUCGGCCUCCCGCCAGGCGGCGUCGACGCGGCCUUCUCCUGGUCCCACAAUGACAAGACUUAUUUCUUUAAGGACCAGCUGUACUGGCGCUUUGAUGAGCACACACGGCGCAUGGACCCCGGCCACCCCGCCCGCAGCCCCCCGUGGAGGGGCAUCCCCAGCACGCUCGAUGACGCCAUGUGCUGGUCCGACGGUGCUGCUUACUUCUUCCGCGGCAAGGAGUACUGGAAAGUGCUGGACAGCGAGCUGGAGGUGGCGCCCGGGUACCCACAGUCCACAGCGCGGGACUGGCUGGUCUGCAGAGACCUGCAGGCAGACCCAGAGGGUGCAGGCGGAGAAGCUGGGGCCCACGCCCGGCCGGGACAGCACAGCCAGAGCCGCCCAGAGGACAGUUUCGAGUGCCGUCGCCACUCCAGUGCGAGACCCAGGGUUCCUGCAGCAACACACCCAGCCUUGCAGAGGACACACUGCCAUCUCUGAGCAGACUGCCUGGUCGUGCCCCCCGCAGGCUGGAGAGAGGCCAGCAGAGGACGCUGCCAUCUAGCUGUUCAGCCACAGAGGAGCAGCCACCUGUCUUGUCUUUUCUGGUACCGAGGUGGCCUGACUGCCAGCUGUGAGCUGGGAAGACUUCAAGGCCCAGCUGGGGACAGGAGCUGUCCUUCCCGCCUGUGAGCAGCUGGAUCACGCAGAACUCAACUGCUGAGCCAGCAAGGCAGGGCUGGGAGGGCGUCCGGUGGGCCACACUGCCCACAGCCUCGCGGCCCUGGGAAUGACAGCCUGCACCGAGCCCACCAGCGGCACCAUCAAGCCCAUCUCAUACCCACACUGCUGCCCCUGGUGCUUCCGCCCAUCCCAGGGGCCUAUGCCCCACCCCUACCUAUGGGCCUGUGGUUGCCUUGCUCAGAGCAGCCUCUGACUCGCAGAGGAGUCCCCCAAGCUGGGGCCAAGGUCGGCCCCCCCAUGAUGUGUUUCAGACAAACAUGACCUCUCCCUGCUUCCUAA
Molecule: messenger RNA, 2232 nt
Organism: Canis lupus familiaris (dog)
Lineage: Eukaryota; Metazoa; Chordata; Mammalia; Carnivora; Canidae
Gene: MMP17
Product: matrix metallopeptidase 17
Exons: 11
Coding region: 199-1710 (503 amino acids)
Biological process (GO): collagen catabolic process; extracellular matrix organization; proteolysis
Cellular component (GO): extracellular matrix
Molecular function (GO): zinc ion binding; metalloendopeptidase activity
Source: RefSeq, a predicted model, not a curated record